AUCUGCAGCAUUAAGUUGGAGUUUUUUAAGUCAGAGUUUCCUCCUUGUCCUCCGUGCUUGCUCCCAGUCCACCUGGGUGACCGGUGGUGACUAUCCGGGAGUCGGGCACCUGACCACAUGGAGACCAGGAUGCUCGGCGGGUGGAGAGUGAAAACCCCCGGCGGUGGUGGCGGAGCUGCUCCUGCUGCUGGAGGUGGUGCUGGUGCUGGUAUUGGAUCUCCUCCUCCUCCUCCAUCAUCAUCAUCACCAUCAUCAUCACCAUCAUCAUCCCACCACACACCUCCGCCGUUCAGCCACUUUAUCCAGCGGCAGCACCACCAGCGGCAAACCCACAACAACAACAACAACAACAACAACAACAUAAACAACAACAGCAGCAUCCAGCGGGGACAGGGAGAGAGCAGCGGGGACAGACAGCACCAUGGAGGAGAGGAAAACAUCCUCCUGGUGGGGACCAGCCGAGCAGAGGAGCGCCAUCACCAACACCAGCUGAACAGGAGUGAGGAGGAGGAGGAGGAGGAGGAGGAGCGGAUGGAUGCCAGCCUGGGAUCAGCCACCAACACCACCAACAACAACCCUCCUCCGAGUGGGACCAGCUCCGAGUUUAAUCAUUAUUAUGGGAAUGGAAGAGGAGGGCCUUGCUUUGAUCAACAUGGCGGACAACAAAGCCCAGGGACUGGGGUAACAGCGGCGCUCUCGGUACACAGCACCAUGGACCAGGUUCAGAACUCCCACGAAGGCUACAACAACAACAGCCCGUACAACCACUACCCGAACUACCGACCCGGAUACGGGACCAGUGGAUACGGAGGCAUGAUGAGUCCCUCACGCCAGGGGAACAACCUGAUGGGCCCGGGCAGCGGCAGCUCGGCCGCUGCUAACCACAGCAAAGCGGCUAUGGCUGCUACCAGCUCCCCGGCUGGAGGUGGAGGCGGCGGCAACAGCGGAGGAUUUCAGCGGUUUCCCGGACAGGGGCAGCAGCAGCAGCAGCAGCACCCGUCCGGGGCUACGCCGACUUUGAACCAGUUAUUGACGUCUCCGAGCCCGAUGAUGCGGGGUUAUGGAGGUGGAUAUCCAGACUAUAAUAAUCCCUCCGCACAGCAGCAGCCGAGCAUGGGGCUGGCUAAAGACAUGGGCUCCCAGUACGGCUCGGCUGCUCACGGCUGGGGAGGACAACAAAGAAAUCACCCGGCCAUGAGCCCGGGGAAUAACGGGCAGGGCAGCGGCAGGUCCCAGGUGCCGCCCAUUGACCCGAUGGCUAUGAAGCGCUCUCAGCUCUAUGGUAUGAGCAACAACCCGUACUCCCAGCAACAGCAGCAUGGGGCGCCAUACCCUGGCCAGCCCUACGGCACCCCCUCCCCCCACAGAUACCCGAUGGGGAUGCCCGGCAGGGGGCAAAUGGGGCUUGGAGGGAUGCAGUACCCUCAGCAACAGAUGGGUUCUCAGUACAGCCAGCAGCAGCAGCAGCAGCAGCAGCAGCAGCAGCAGAACAUGGGCGGUUACUGUCAGCCCGGUCAGCCUCCGUACUUCAGCCCCCCGCAGCAGCAGCCGGCCGCCCCCAGCCAGCCGCCGUACAUGCAGCCCCGCCCACUGCCGCAGCAGGAGGUGCCACAGGAGGCGUACGGGGGCCGGGGCCAGUCUGCCGCUAUGACUCCUGGGAAACCGAACCACGAGGAGAUGAGUCUGAGCCAACAGGAGAGACCGUCCAGCCUCCCGGAUCUCUCCGGCUCCAUUGAUGAUUUGCCCACCGGCACCGAGGCUGCGGUGAGUUCAGGGGCGUCGGGAUCAGGCAGCACUCAGGGCGACCAGGGGACUCCAGCCCGUUCUCCUUUCUCCCCCCACGUAUCGCCUCGACACCCACCGCCAACUCGCGCUGGGCCCUCGCCCUCCCCCUCGCCAUCCCCCGCCGGGUCCAGCAGCCAAUCACGAUCGGGACCACUGUCUCCCGCCACCAGUGGACCAGGCACUCAGUUGACCCCUCAGGUCCCUGGUCCUGGAUCAGAUGUUGGUCCUCAUUCCUCCCAGUCUGCCAUGACUCAGGAUAGAGGCUUUCCUCCUUCCAUGCAACGUAGCACCCCGGGGCCUCAGUUUGGCCCCCAGCAGUCAGCACCACCUAUGUCCCCUCACCCAGCGCCGGGGGGGGGCAUGCACCACGGCUCCUACCAGCAGGGCAGUUCGUAUGGCCAGUAUGGACCCCCAGGUAACUACCCGCGGCCCCCUCACUAUGGUGGGGCUCCCAGUGCCAACUACAGCGGCCCUGGUCCUGGGCCUGGCCCCGGUUUAGCCAACAGCCUGGGGUUGAAUGCCAGCAGUCCGAUGCACGGCCAGGGCCCCUCCACUCCGGCUGGUCGUGGCCCCGGGCCCGGCGCCGGUGGGAGAUCUUACCCUGCAGGAGGGAGCGCCAUGGCCCCCACCUCUCCAGGCAUGCCGCAGCCUGCUGGUCAGGGUAUGAGGCCCCCGGGGCCCAAUGCCAGCCGCAAACCACCAGAGGUCGGCCCCAACAUUGGGCCAAGUGCCAACUCUUCAUCUUCAUCCACAGCUGCUGCUCAGAACAGGCCUCCCUUUGCUCGUUCGCCCGUCUACCACAACCAGUCCUGGCCCGGGGGUCGACCUGCCCUCUCUCCUACUCUUCAUCCCUCCCACCCUUCUCACCCUCACCCUCAGCACCAUCCUCCUCUUCCUCACCCUCCUCAUCACACCCAGCAGGGCACCAAUGCUGUGCAGACCCCCCCUGAGCAUUAUGGGCAGGGCAGCUACCCAGGCAUGGCACCAAUGGGAGGAAUGGGCCCCGGAGGCCCAGGAGGUCCCGCAGGUCCCUACAGCCAACAACCAGGCAGCAACUCUGGGAGGAUGACGCCACAGGGACCCCCCUACAACACCCUGCCCUCAGGCCCAAUGAUGAUUCCAGCAGAAGGGAUGGGGGCUCAUCAAGAUGCCAAGCAAAGGGUUGAACUCGGCAAAGAGGGUGUUGGACCUGUUGCCGAACCACCCAAACCCAAGGACAGCUACAGCUCUCAGUGUGUGUCCCAGCCCCCCACCCCCUCCCCCAUGUCCCCCAGCUCAGCUAGUCUGUCCUCCUGUCAUGGGGAGGACAGUGAUAGCAUUAGCAGCCCCGCCUGGCCCAAGACACCGACCAGCCCCAAGCCCAGCGUGGCCACCAUGACCAACGAGAAGAUCACCCGGCUGUACGAGAUGGGCUCUGAGCCGGAAAGGAGGCUGUGGGUGGACCGGUACCUGUCCUUCAUGGAGGAGAGGGGGACACCGGUCCCAAACCUGCCCGCUGUUGGAAAGAAGCCGUUGGACCUGUGCAGACUUUACCUGGCUGUUAGAGAGAUCGGAGGCCUGGCCAUGGUCAAUAAGAACAAGAAGUGGAGGGAGUUAUCGUCCCUGUUGAACGUGGGGACGUCCAGCAGCUCGGCCAGCUCUCUGAAGAAGCAGUACAUCCAGUACCUGUUUGCCUACGAGUGUAAGGUGGAGCGUGGAGAGGAGCCUCCGCCUGAAGCCCUGGGGCCCGCCGGAGACACCAAGAAACCUCUAUCACUCCAGGCCAAGAUCCAGCCGCCCUCCCCAGCCAACUCAGGCUCCCUGCAGGGCCCCAACACCCCUCAGUCCAGCAGCAGCUCCCUGACUGAGGCCCCUGGAGACCUGAAGCCCCCGACCCCUGCCUCCACCCCGCACAGCCAGAUGGGCCCCCAGCCUGGAAACAGGAACAUAGGAGGAGUGAGCAUCCAGGACCCGUUCUCUGAGGGCAGUGACCCAGCCUUCCACAACAAGCGAGGCCCGGGACCCGGCGGUGCCCCCUACCAGCAGGGAGGAGGUCCAACAGACCCUUCUAUGAGGAUGCAAUAUGAUGCCAACAAAGACCCGUACGGAGGACCAAGGAAAGGUCCGGGGCCUGGUGAGGCCUUCGGUCCCGGUCAGAUGCCCAGCGGUGCCAUGCAGGACAUGUACCCCCGUGGGCCACCCUCUGGGCCCCUGACAGGGAUGGGCCCCAGACCCCAGUAUCCCUACGGCCCCGGAUAUGAGCGGAGGCCGGACCAUGUGAUGGGGCCAGAGGGAGGCAUGGCGCCCCCCGGAGGUCAGAACAACAUGGGUCAGACUGGAAACGAGGCCGGCAUGUACCCCACCAACAGAUACCCCCACCAGAGACAUGGACAUGAUGGCUAUGGGCAGCAGUAUCCUCACGGCAUGGCCUACAGUUCCCAUCAGCCCCUGUACCCUCAGCAGCAGGGCUACAAGCGUCCAAUGGAGGGGAUGUAUCCUCCCUCUAAGCGUCACGAGGGGGAGGGGUUUGGCGUGCAGCAGUACGGCUCUCAGCAGCCCGACAUGUUCGGCCCCCCCUACGGCGGCGGAGGAGGAGGAGGCGGGGGCUACAUGGGCCCUGAGCGGCGGCCGGUCCAGGGCCAGUACCCGUAUCCGUAUGGCCGGGACCGGCAGGGGCCCCCGCAGCACGGCAUGAUGGGCUCAGGUCCGCUGCCAGUGUCCGGGGGGCCAGGGGAGGGGCCGCAGGCCAACAUGUGGCACCCCAGGACAGACAUGGGCUACACGUACAGCAGGCAGGGCCAGGGGCCCCCCUACCCUAGCUUAAACCGAGGGGAUGACCAGGAGGGCAGGGCCCCCCAGGACAGCCAGUGGCCCCCCAGCCAUCCGGGCCAGCGCCAGCCGCCAUACCCCCCCCACUCUUCCUCGUCCUCCUCCUCCAUGCCCCCCCUGCCGUCCAGACAGCCCCCCUCCUCCUUCCAGGCGACGCCCACCGUCCCAAACCACGUGGCCCGCUCCCACAGCCCUUCCUCCUUCCCCCGGCCCAUGGGGGGGUCACUGUCCCCAAACACCGCCCCCUACCUGCCCUCCAUGAAGAAGCCGGGGCUCCCCGGCGUGCCCCCUGUCCCCCCGCCCACUCAGGGCCUCCCCCUCAUCCACAGGGAGGUCAGCUUCCCCACCAGCUCUGUGGAGGCCACAGCCCCCAAACUGAAGCCUCGACGCCGACUCACGGCCAAGGACACAGGAACCCCUGAGGCGUGGCGAGUGAUGAUGUCACUGAAGUCCGGCCUGUUAGCAGAGAGCACCUGGGCUCUGGACACGAUCAACAUCCUGCUGUAUGACGACAGCACCGUGGGCUCGUUCAGCCUCACACAGCUGCCUGGUUUCCUGGAGCUCAUUGUGGAGUUUUACCGCCGCUGCCUGAUCCAGAUCUUCGGCAUCCUGGAGGACUACGAAGUGGGAACUGAGGGCCAGAGGACCCUGCUGGGACCCCUGCCUGACCCCCCUGAGGUGGAGGAGGAGGAGGAGGAGGUGUUGAAGGAGGCUCCAACUGUCUCCUCCGAGUCUAACUGCCAGUCAACAGAGGAGCAGAAGAUCCUGGAGGAGGUGGAGGAGACGUCACCGCUCAGCGUCACCACUGCUCCGACCGUCGAUGCUGAGGUGGUGAAGGACAGUGAAGCGGCCGUCAAGGAGGAGGUGGAGGUGAAGGAGGAGCAGCAGCAGCCGGAGCCCCGCCCCCCACAAGCCAGCAAGUACGACAAGCUGCCAAUCAGGAUGGAGGAGACGGGGGAGGAGUGGGAAGAGGUGGAGGAGCGCUGGGCCGAGCUCAGCCAACCCAACGGCUUCGUCAGCGGCUUCCUGCACUGGAAGGCCGGGGGAGGAGACUCCACCACCCACAUCCAGACACACUUUGAACCCAGCACGGGAGACUUCACCCCCCGAACCCGGCGGAGAGGGAGGGGGGAGGAGGAGGAGGAGGUGAAGAGAGGGAGAGGGAGGGAGGAGGUGAGGAGGGAGGAAGAGGCGGAGAAGAACCUGGCAGCCGGGGAGGAAACUCCACCUGAGACAGAACAAGGCUCCCUGUCAGAGGUCAGAGGUCAGAGGUCACCAGCUCACAGCGAGGCGGCCCACAGUCCCAUCAGCCAGCUGGAGGACGAGCCUCGCUGCUGGGACGAGGCUCCUCUGUCCACGGCCGAGUCCUGGCAGGACUCCCUGACCAAACGCUGCGUCUGCAUCUCCAACAUUGUGCGCGGCCUCUCCUUCGUCCCCGGGAAUGACGCCGACAUGUCGCGGCACCCCGGCCUGGUGCUGAUCCUAGGCCGGCUGGUGCUGCUGCACCACCACCACCCCCGCAGGAAACGGACACCGCCCACCUACCAGCGGGAGGAGGAGCAGGGUCUGGCCUGCAGCCGGGACGAGUGGUGGUGGGACUGUCUGGCGGCGCUCAGGGAAAACACGCUGGUGACGCUGGCCAACAUCUCGGGCCAGUUAGACCUGUCGCUGUACCCCGAGAGCAUCUGCCUGCCCAUCCUGGACGGGCUGCUGCACUGGAUGGUGUGCCCGUCCGCCGAGGCCCAGGACCCCUUCUCCUCAGCGGGCGGCUUCUCCUCGCUCACGCCUCAGAGACUGGUGCUGGAGUGUCUGUGCAAGCUGAGCAUCCAGGACUGUAACGUGGACCUGCUGCUUGCCACACCGCCGUUCAGCCGCCAGCAGAAGCUUUUCGCCACGCUGGUGCGGCUCGUGGGCGAGAGGAAGAGCCAGGUGUGCCGGGAGAUGGCGGUGGCCAUCCUGUCCCACCUGGCGCAGGGCGACUCCACGGCGGCGAGGGCCGUCGCCCUGCAGAAGGGCAGCGUGGGAACUCUGAUCGGCUUCCUGGAGGACAGCGUGGCCAUGGCCCAGUACCAGCAGAGUCCACACAGCCUGCUGCACGCCAACACGCCGCCAGAGCCGCCCAGCAUCAACAUGAUGUGCCGCGCCGCCAAGGCGCUGCUGGCCAUGGCAAAGGUGGAGGAGAACCGGACGGAGUUCGUUCUGUACGAGAGCCGGCUGCUGGACAUCGCACUGUCGGCCGCCCUCAACUCCUCGGUGGCGGCCAUCAUGUGUGAAGUACUGUUUAAAAUCGGCCGCUCGUGACACGAACACCAACACAGAGCGCGCUCGGUGGGGCUGGAAGCAGCUCCGACCAUGUGACGAACUGGCUCCUAUUAUAUUUUUAUUUAAAGAACAGAACACAAAUGUUUUUACAUACAAAUGAAUAUAUAUAGAAUAUAUAUAGCUCCUCUGCUCCAUCCGCAAAUGUUUAUUUGGGAUUUUUAAGUAAUUUUAAUACAAAAAUAUUUAAUACUUGUAUUUUUAAUUUUUUAUUCUUUUGUCAGUUUGUUGUUUUGUUUUGUUUUAACCAAAGUGUGACGGUGGAGAACACUCGGGUUCUGGCUCUUUGUGUUUUAAACGGACGUGGUUGUUUCUUUCGGUUUGCGGGGCUGUUUUUUUUUGGGGGGGGGGGGGUUAGUUAGAUUUGGGAGCGUGGUCAGAUUUAUUUAAAACAGUGACACAUGUUGUAGAUAGGCCUCUCUUUUCUCAUGUGGUAUGACAGAGGAAACACUGAUGUUCAGUCAUGUACUUUGUUCUGGUGCAAUAGGUUUGUUUUGGGCGUUUUUUUUAAAUGUGAAUUAUUUGACCAUCUGCAGUUUGACCAUCAGUAUUUUGCCGAACCACAGCAGUAUCAAGCGGCAGCGGGGGGGUGGGGGGGCUGCGUCACUUUCUCUUUCUUAAGAACUUUUUCUGUCUCUUCCACCAAUCAAAUCUAAAUUUCCCUCCACCGUCAUCAUCCUCCUGUAAAUAGACGAUGUACAGCUGAGCUCCAACAUGGCGUCAUGACUCGGUGACAGUAGCUGGUGAUGCGUUCACGGUCGUCAUUUAUAAUCACAACUCUGCUCACCUGAAGAUUUAGUUUGUCUCUUCCCAGCAGGUGAAGACUUAUUUUUUCUGUACUUUAAAGGAACAACCCUCAAUUUUCAGGAUGUUUUAAUUGGGGUGGUGGGAGGGGGCAUUUGAUUUGAGAGACUGUAUGUACAGGAGGUUCAGGGGGUGGGGAGGGGACUGUACUCAUCAUGUUGCUAACUGACACGACUUCAAAAACAGUUAUAACAAAUGUAAAGAGAGAAAAAAAAGAAAAAUCUUCCAGAACAUCUCCUGUUUGAUUUGACAAACGUUGUUUCUUCAGUAUGAGAUCUUUAUAUGUUCCACGACAUGUUAAAGAAUAAACGUACAUGAACUCUGGUUGAGCACUGUGAA
Lates calcarifer (barramundi perch) is the source of this 8055-nucleotide messenger RNA. RefSeq names its product AT rich interactive domain 1B (SWI1-like) (gene arid1b). Gene Ontology annotation, cellular component: SWI/SNF complex; nucleoplasm; brahma complex. Gene Ontology annotation, biological process: chromatin remodeling; positive regulation of DNA-templated transcription; regulation of transcription by RNA polymerase II. NCBI's taxonomy places the organism in Eukaryota, Metazoa, Chordata, Actinopteri, Centropomidae. The record is from RefSeq and is a predicted model, not a curated record. Gene Ontology annotation, molecular function: DNA binding; nucleosome binding.